Trichogramma pretiosum is the source of this 1605-nucleotide messenger RNA. Its product is annotated as alpha-2-macroglobulin receptor-associated protein. Gene Ontology annotation, biological process: regulation of receptor-mediated endocytosis. Gene Ontology annotation, molecular function: low-density lipoprotein particle receptor binding; heparin binding; receptor antagonist activity. NCBI's taxonomy places the organism in Eukaryota, Metazoa, Arthropoda, Insecta, Hymenoptera, Trichogrammatidae. Gene Ontology annotation, cellular component: endomembrane system; endoplasmic reticulum. Bases 256 to 1383 code for a protein of 375 amino acids. The transcript is spliced from 7 exons. The record is from RefSeq and is a predicted model, not a curated record.
ACAGUCACAGUAAUACCUUUAAAAUAAGCUGACCGUCUUGAACGCUACCGGGCGGCGGGCCUGUGUUUUUACACAGAUCUGACAGUAUCCUUUAUUAUCCUACUGCACGAAAACACGUAAGCAAAGUAAAAGAAAGUUAUGAAACCACGCAAACAGUCACUUACCGGGUAGUGUCAAAUGAGUGAUAGCCACGAACAUACAUUUUUUAUUUUACUAAUAAAAGCUAAAGAACUGUAAUUUGUUUCAAUUCUUAAAAUGGCUCUGCUUAUUAAAGCUAGUCUAUACAGCGCAAUAAUUGUAUUACUCGUCCAGUAUUCUGAUGCAGUCAAUAAAUAUUCAAAGGAAGCCAAUACGCUUAAUUCACAAAAAGCUAAAACAGCUUUUUCAGCUUCUGAGCAGUUAGAAAAAUUAAGACAUUUAGAUAAACCUUUUCGCAUGCACAAAUUGAAUAUGGUUUGGACAAAAGCAAAACAUCGACUGCCUAAUCCCAAACUUCAAUCAUUAUACAGUGAUUUACACAUUCAAGAUAAAGAGGAAAUAGCUUUCAAACAUUAUAGGGCUGAUGGAAAAGAUGAAGGAGGAUUAGGAGAAGCCAGAUUAAGAAAAAAACUACUUGGCAUUAUGGAACGAUAUGACUUGCUUGAGCAUUUCGAAGAAGUAUCUAAAAGUCAAAAAAAUAAAAAAAAGUUUAAACCAUAUGAAGAUUCCAAAAACAUUCCAGUCCCUGAAGUUUUCAAAAAUGCUAAAUUGAAUGAACUGUGGGCUAAGGCUGAACGAGGAGGAUUUACCACGGAAGAAUUAGAAGCUUUGAAAGAAGAAUUUGGUCAUCAUCAAGAUAAAAUUGAUGAAUACAUGAGUUUGAUAGAAAAUUUUGAAUCUGAAACGCCUGAUGCUAAACAUAAACACAAAAAUAGCUUGGAUGAAUCUCAUGAAAAAUGGAAUGAAAUAGAAUAUGCAGAAGAAGAUGAGAAUAAUGAUAUUCCAAAACAUGAUAAAGAGUAUCACGACAAUGCUAAAUUAAUCAAACAAAAACACUUGGAAGUUCGGUCAGGUUUUGACCAUUUAGAAAGAAUCGCUGCAAAAGCACCUAAACACAAUGAAUUUGUAGAUCCUAAAGUACAAGAACUUUGGCACAUGGCCAAAGAGUCUAAGUUUUCUGAACAAGAACUUGAAUCUUUAAGAGAGGAGCUUUUUCAUUAUGAAACAAGAUUAUUAAAAUUACGUCAUAUGCACACUGAAGCAGCAUUAGAAGCAGCCAGAAAAGGAAAAGAUUAUUACCCAGAUGCUUCAUCGUACAAUCAAAUCAAAAUCCAUACAAGAGACAUAGAAAAAAUGCAUCAAGACAUUGAAGAGAAAAUAUACUCUAAACAUGGAGAACUCUAAAUGCUUAUUUUGUUGCUAGUAAUUAUAAGUUUUAACUUGCUAAGUGUUUUUAUUAUGUAAUGCAAACGUUAAUUAAUUGAUGUAAAAAUAAUAAUAAUUUUUUACGAAUAAAUACAUAUUCUGUCCUAUUGUAUGUGAUGACAUUAUAUUGUGAUAAAAGAACAAUUUUUUGAACAUUUUUAUAAUUUUAUAAAUACAUAUCAUUGUUUAUACUUGAAUAAA